Messenger RNA from Musca domestica (house fly), 1380 nucleotides. Its product is annotated as phosphotriesterase-related protein. The transcript has 4 exons. The record is from RefSeq and is a predicted model, not a curated record. Gene Ontology annotation, biological process: catabolic process. The coding region runs from base 197 to 1252 and encodes 351 amino acids. NCBI's taxonomy places the organism in Eukaryota, Metazoa, Arthropoda, Insecta, Diptera, Muscidae. Gene Ontology annotation, molecular function: hydrolase activity, acting on ester bonds; zinc ion binding.
UCAGUUUUUCAGAGUCAUCGCCAGAGUGCAGUUGAAAGUUUCUUGCAUUGAAAACAAGUGAAAGUAUUGUGUUGGCAACAGAUCAGUGAUCUAUUUUAUACAUUUCUGUUUUGUUUUUAUUUGUGCAAUUAAAUUUAAUAUUUAAUCAGUUGUUGAUUUUUUGCAUUUAAAUUAAUCUAUCUUGUCAUCGGUCACAAUGCCAAUUGUCCAAACAGUUUUGGGACCCAUUGAUCCAAAUCUCUUGGGUCGCACUCUCACCCAUGAACACAUCGCGCUGGAUUUUGAGGGUUUCCACUGUGACCCACCAGAGGAUUUCAAACCAUUUUUGGAGGGAAAAUUGCGUAUGGAAAAUUUGGGAUUUGUUCGUCAAUAUCCCUAUUCGAGCCGUGACAACACCCGAUUCUAUGAUGAGGAAACUCGUGUAGCUGUGCUGAAAGACAUCGAAUUGUAUAAGAAAUUUGGUGGUGGUACCAUUGUGGAAAAUAGUUCGCAUGGCUUGAAACGUAAUAUGGAAUUUAUGGUGGAGGCCAGUAAAAAGACGGGUGUCCAUAUUGUGGCUGGCACGGGACAUUAUGUCCAUGACUUGCAAGAGAAAGAUCAUGUCGGCAUGACUGUGGAGCAAAUGACAGAUUUAUAUUCCAAGGAAAUUAUCACUGGUGUGGAGUUGGAAGGUGUUGGCAUGGUGAAGUGUGGUUUUAUCGGCGAGGUUGGCAGUGUUUAUCCCAUUCAUGAUUUCGAAAAGCGCGCCAUUAAGGCCACCGGUGAGAUUCAGGAAGUCUUGGGUUGUGGUGUCUCCUUCCAUCCCGGUCGUGAUGCUGAGGCUCCCUUUGAAAUUGUCCGUUUGUAUUUGGAAGCUGGUGGUAAGGCAUCGAAAUGUGUGAUGUCCCAUUUGGAUCGCACCAUUUUUGAUAUUGAUCAGCUAUUGGAAUUUGCCAAAAUGGGCACAUAUAUUCAAUACGAUCUUUUCGGUACUGAAUGCUCUUUGUAUCAACUCAAUUUAACCGUGGAUAUGCCUUCGGAUGCCCAACGUAUUAAUAAUCUAAUGCGUCUGAUUGAUGAGGGCUAUGUGGAUAAGAUUCUCAUGUCGCACGAUUUGCAUACAAAACAUCGUUUGACCUCCUUCGGUGGUCAUGGCUAUCAUCAUGUCCAUAUGAAUAUUUUGCCACGCAUGUUUGCCAAGGGCCUGUCCGUGGAGCAAGUUGAACAAAUGACUGUCACCAACCCAGCCAAGUGGUUGGAAUUUAAUAUUUAAGAAGCCUUAACUGUCCUUGAUACUAAUGUGUAUAUUUAAAUAUUAAUUAUAUUUUAAAGGUUGUUUUACUCGAUUUAUGCUCCAUACUUAUAAUUAACCUCUUUUCAUUAUAUAUUUUGUAAAAUGUA